AUGGAUUCUUGCCUUAGUGAUACUGUCCCCUAUGCUUAUAAUUCUACAUUAAAUCUCCCAAAGAACAAGAACUUCAUUUACAAAAGAACUUUGAAAGCAUUAUUUUACAUUAUCUCAUAUUAUGCUCCUGAUCGGGAUUUGGGACUCAUGAAUCCUGGGUAUGCAGAUCUUAAAAGUGAAAAUGGGAUAUUUAUUGAGAAGUUAAGAAAUAUGCUUGAUGUAAGGAGAAUCUAACUUUACCAUCACAUCGUCAUCACUUUCGCUGAGAUUUAUACCAUGAGAGGACAGAAUAUAUUGGAAAUUGGAAGUGGCAGAGGGGGUGGACUAUAUUACCUAACUAAACAACUGACUCCUAAAUCUGCUCAAGGAGUUGAUUUCAGCCAAGCUCAAUUACCUUUGAUAGUGAAAGCUGGAUCUCAGGAUUAUAUUAUAGAUAUAAACGCAUCAACCUUUUCAAAAAAUAAACAGGCUCUCAUCCAUGGAGUGCAUUACAGUCUUGCCGAAGGUGGGCAUUUUAUAUAGGGCACUAUAGUAAAAACCAGUGAGUUGAUAUAAUACGAGAGACUACUAAAGAAACAUUUUAGAGUAGAAAAAACCUUAGACAUCACAGAGGGUGUUUUAAGAUCUAUAGAGUUAAGUUCUGAUUAAACAAGUGAUUUUGUAGAUAGCCAUUUCCCACUUAACAAUACACUCUCCCGAAGAGGUUUUGACAUUGCCAAGAAGACUAUUAUGAAGAAUUAGAACACAAUCAAAGCUGCUCUUCCCUAUGUGAUUGGCUUGAUAGCUUUGGCUAUGAGCCCAAUCUGGGUUACUAUGCUAAUUCUUACGUCACCAUUAAUAAUUGCUGGUGUGCUGCUAUUUAUGUAUACAAACGUUUUCAACCCAUUCAUAAAGAUGUGGUUCAAGUUUAUGUUUAGCAGUCUGACGAACCACUACUAGAAGAACGAUCUUGUCAUCCUUAAUGUGGGCUUUGCUGAUCUAGAAUCAGAAGAUGGCCUCUACAUUAAAACAAUGAAGGACAAGUUCGAUGCCUUCCGUUUCUAACUCUAUCACUACAUUGUUAUGAGAUUCGGAGGAGUCAACAGUAUGAAUGGUCUGAGUCUUUUAGAAACUGGUUGUGGUAGAGGAGGUGGACUCCAUUACCUUUCUAAAGAGCUUAACCCCCAAAGUGCUUUAGGAAUAGACUUCUGUCAGGCUCAGAUUGACUACUGCAAGUAGCAUUGGUUAGGAGACAAGUUAAACAUCAACUUCAUUAAGCACGACGUCGAGAAACUCGAUGCAUUAGUCAGCAGAAACUCCAUUGAUUAUGUAGUUGAUAUUGAGAGUUCAGUUUUCUAUCCAGAUAAAAAUGCUUUUUACAGAUAAGUAAGCCAAGUUCUUAGAAGAGAUGGAGUAUUCCUUUAUGGAGUAAUGAUGUUCUCCUUCCAGGUCAAUAAUUUCGAGAAAAACCUCGAGAAAUACUUUGACAUUGAGAAGAGGGAAGAAAUUUCAAAAGAGGUGCAGAAAUCAUUGAGAAUAGAUACUCCAAAUGUUUCUGACCUGAUCGAAAACAACUUCCCAGUUUACACUCACUGGAUACUAAAGCAAUCAUUUGGAAUAGAGGGCACCUAUUUCUUUAGAAUGAUGGAGAACAAGCUUGUUGUUUACAAGGUGUACUUGUGCAGAAGAAAGAAGGCCAACUGA
This is a messenger RNA of Stylonychia lemnae, 1683 nucleotides long. The record is from the annotation of a GenBank genome assembly. Lineage: Eukaryota; Ciliophora; Spirotrichea; Sporadotrichida; Oxytrichidae.